AUGAAAAAAAUAUUGAAUCAAAACAAUAAUGUUGUUCAAGAUAUGAUUGAAGGUUGGACAUUAUCUAAUGAACACAUGUUAAAACUUGACGGUUUAAAUGUUGUAGUUAGAUCAGAUUGUCAAGAGAGAAAAGAUAAAUAUGUUUCUUUAAUUUCUGGGGGUGGCUCAGGACAUGAACCAAGUCACUGUGGUUUUAUCGGUCUUUUAUCAGCUGGUGUUUGUGGCGAAGUUUUUGCAUCACCAAAUCCAAAGCAAGUUUUAGAAGCAAUUAAAGCAGUUUGUGGAACAAAAGGAUGUAUUUUAAUUGUUAAAAACUAUACAGGUGAUAGAUUAAAUUUUGGUAUUGCUCAAAUGAUGGCACAAACAGAAUAUGGUUUAAGAGUGGAAAUGAUAAUUGUGGACGACGAUGUAUCUUCAAUUCUUCAAAACUAUGAUCAUUUGGUUGAAAAAGGUGGAGAUUUAUCAGUAACAUUUAAAUCAAUUCAAAAUAGAAGAGGUAUUGCAGGUACUGUAUUGGUUCAUAAAAUUUUGGGUGCACUAUCCCAACAAGGUAAAUCAAUUGAUGAAAUUAUCGAAUUUUAUAAUAAAUUUAUUUCACCAUCUUCAUCACUAAGAUUAAAUACAAUGGGUGUUGGUCUUUCAUCAUGCACAAUCCCUGCAAUCGGAAAGCCAUCAUUUUCUCUUGAUGACGAUGAAAUGGAAUUGGGUUUAGGUAUUCAUGGUGAGCCUGGUAUUUUAAAAACCAAAAUGGAUACUUCAAAAAAUAUUUCUAAAUCAUUAAUAGAUAAUAUUUUAAAAAUUCUACCAAAUGAUUAUAAACAAUUGAUUGUUUUAAUUAAUAAUCUCGGUAGUACUACAAAUAUGGAAUUGGCAGUUAUAGCAGGAGAUGUUUUAAACUAUUUAACCGAAAAAGGUUUUAUUAUUGAAAGAUUAAUUCAAGGCACAUUAAUGACCUCAUUAGAGAUGGCUGGUAUAAGUAUAACACUCUUGUCAUUUGAUGAUAAAGAAUCAGGUAUAGUGGAUUUAAUAGACUUUGGAACUUCUGCUCCAGCAUGGCCAACAAAUAGUGUUUCAAGACCAAAUAUAACCAAAUCUAGAUCAUUACAAUAUAAUAAAAAAGAAGACUCACAUCAAAUGAACUAUGAAAAUUUAAGAUCAAUAAAAGUUUCUGAUGAAACCGGCAAAGUUAUUAAAAAUAUGGUAUUGUUUUCAUGCAAAGCAUUAUUAGAAAAUUCAAAUCUUUUAACAGAUUUAGAUUCUCGUGUGGGUGAUGGUGAUAUUGGUUUGACCUUAGAAAGAGCAGCAAAUAAUAUUUUACAAUUUAUUGAAAUUAUACCAUUUUCCCAACCAUGCUAUGCAUUCAGAAAGAUCAGCACAGUUCUUCAAGAUACUUUAGGUGGGUCAUCAGGUCCUUUUUAUUCAAUCUUCUUUUUAAAACUCUCAAAUGUUCUCUAUGAAGAAUCACGAAAAGAUCAAAAUUCAAUUUCAUUAGAGGCUUGGUCCAAAGCACUUUGCGAAGCUGCCAAUGCAAUUGGGAUAUUGGGUAAGUCAAAGGUUGGGGAUUGCACAAUGCUUGACUCUUUAGUCCCAGCUGUCGAAUCUGUUCAAAAAUCAAUUAAAGAAACCAGAGAUUCUUUCAAUUUAAAAAAUACUAUAAAGUUGGCUGCUAAUGCUGCCCACAAUGGAGCAAAUAGCACAAUAGAAAUGAUGGCUAAAAAGGGUAGAUCCUCGUAUUUGGGUGAAAGAUCUAUUAAUGUUAUGGACCCAGGUGCUGCUGCAAUUUCAAUCAUUAUCCAAUCAUUUAAAAAUUUAGAAAACAUUGUAUAAUAGUAAUAUUAAAGAAUAAAAUAAACUAUAAUUUUUUUAAUAAAUAAAAU
Molecule: messenger RNA, 1877 nt
Organism: Dictyostelium purpureum
Lineage: Eukaryota; Evosea; Eumycetozoa; Dictyosteliales; Dictyosteliaceae
Exons: 5
Coding region: 1-1827 (608 amino acids)
Biological process (GO): glycerol catabolic process
Cellular component (GO): cytosol
Molecular function (GO): glycerone kinase activity
Source: RefSeq, a predicted model, not a curated record